Populus trichocarpa (black cottonwood) is the source of this 1565-nucleotide messenger RNA. Its product is annotated as GATA transcription factor 19. Bases 199 to 1350 code for a protein of 383 amino acids. The transcript is spliced from 11 exons. Gene Ontology annotation, biological process: regulation of DNA-templated transcription. The record is from RefSeq and is a predicted model, not a curated record. Gene Ontology annotation, molecular function: sequence-specific DNA binding; zinc ion binding; protein binding. NCBI's taxonomy places the organism in Eukaryota, Viridiplantae, Streptophyta, Magnoliopsida, Malpighiales, Salicaceae.
GAAAACAAAACCCUCUUAAGUUCUCUUCCUUCCUAGUAGUAGGUACUAGCUAGCUCAAUUUUCCAGUCAUUUCUUGGAAAAAACAACAGCACAGAAAAAACAAUAAAAAUAAAAGUUUACUACUUUAUAGCCAGAAAUUUCACAUACAGGGAGAGGGAAGGAGGGUGGGAGGGAGGAGGAGCUUUAUUUUUAGUGGGCAUGAUAAAAAAAAUGGAGUUGGUGAAUCAUCAGAGGCAAAAGAAAGGAAGGAAGGGUAGGGAUCAUCAUAACAGAGGAGUGAUGCAGAUCGAGGGUGUUGAUUAUGAUUAUGGAUAUGGGUUUGAUGAUGGGAUGAUGGAGAUGAUUAAUGGAGGAGUAGUAGAAGAAGUGAGACAAAUUAAUACUAACAGCAAUUAUAGUGGUGUUGUUAUUGGUAAUAGGAAUGAUAGAGUGGUUGAAACAACAAGAACAAGUGAGCUUACUAUUGCUUUUGAAGGAGAAGUCUAUGUUUUCCCAGCUGUUACUCCUUCUAAAGUGCAAGCUGUGUUGUUUCUUUUGGGAGAGCCUGAGACAUCCACAAUUGCGCCAAACUCUGAUUUUUUUCUCCAACAGAAUGCCAGGAGUGCAGGUGAUGCCUCACAGGGCUUGAAAUUUUCACGAAGAAUUGCCUCCCUGGAAAGGUUUCGUGAAAAGCGGAAGGAGAGAUGCUUUGAAAAGAAAGUUAGGUAUACAUGCCGAAAAGAGGUUGCUCAGAGGAUGCAUCGUAAGAAAGGACAAUUUGCAUCGUCAAAUGAUUGUUACAGCACAGAUACUGGCAACUGGGAACCUAGCAACAGCAUGCCUAAUCCUGAAUCUCUUUUGCUUAGAUGUCAACACUGUGGCAUUAGUGCGAAGGAUACCCCAGCAAUGCGACGGGGACCAGCUGGUCCAAGAACUCUUUGCAAUGCUUGUGGCCUUAUGUGGGCAAAUAAGGGAACUUUGAGGGAUCUUAGCAAAGGGGGACGGCAUAUUUCCUUCAAUCAAAAUGAACCGGUAACUCCUGAUUUUAAACCUUUAAACAUGGAGCUUGAAAACCCUUUCGCUAAUCCAGAAGAAGAGGAGAGCCAAGAAGAAAGUAAGCCUGUGCCAUUAGAGUCUGAAAACUCUAUUAGGCCAAAUGAGCAGGAUAUGCUAGAAACUGAUAAAAAUGUUCCUGAUCCUUUGCCCAUGCAUGUGGAGAAUUCAUCAGUCAACCUUGAUGAUGAGGACUUUGAGAACACUUUGGAUGAGCUUGGUGAUGUUUCAGGUUCAGAAUUUGAAAUCCCCGAGCAUUUUGAUGAUCAGGUCCACAUCGAGGAUUCCAGUACAGGGACUGAGUGGCAUGGGACUUGAGAUCAUGCUAUCUGCCUGUGAUGUUAACCCCCUUUAAGAGCAUCCGGUUUCUUUCCAGGGAUGAAGAUGCAAUUCUGAUUUAUACUAACAUCUGAUAUCCAGAAAUGGUUUUUGUUUAUAGACAAAGUUUACUUGUAUUAGCAGGUUGCUUGGCUUUCUCUUGAUACUUUUAUGCAUUUCAGAAUGUGAAUACUACUGCUCUCCUCCUUCGUGCA